CGCAACUCUCCAUCUGGCCCCAUGCCUCCCUCGAAACGCGCACAAGAAGAUCCACAGUCUCUCAAAGAGAAGCUGCACUCACUCCAGGGUACUGGCGCCCGUGGACGUCGGAAUGGCCACACGAAUGCUGCGAAUGGGAGUAAUUUGAAAGAGGUCAUGUCCUCGAAUGGGGACAACGCUUCCACCAACAGUGGGCAGAACGAGCAUACCUCAGGAGGAACUCGGUGGGACACACAAGACACGGCCGUUCUCCAAAACUAUCGACGAGCCUAUCGCAUCGACACUCAGCCCCCAUUUAAAAACCCCCUCAGUCACGUCGUCCUCAACCAGGGCAUCGGUCGGUUCUCACCCACAAUGGCGCGCCCAAAAUCAAAGACUAGGGUAGAGAAGAGCCAGGUGGCUUUGGCUGUGCGGAAAAACUUCAAUGCGCAAGCCGUGUCGGAAACGAACUGCAUCGUGGAUUGGAUCUACACAGUCAAGAACCAAGACAAAGAGUUCAGAGUACGAUUUGCGCCGCCUCGAAAAUAA
Molecule: messenger RNA, 528 nt
Organism: Periconia digitata
Lineage: Eukaryota; Fungi; Ascomycota; Dothideomycetes; Pleosporales; Periconiaceae
Source: the annotation of a GenBank genome assembly